AUGCCCAGCACAUAUAUACCCCAUCACCUCGUUCACGCCCACCUUCCUCCUCCUCCCUCGAUACCCAGUGCCAUACCAGAACUCCGUAUACUGUCCGACCAAGCUGUUCCUCUGACAGACGAAGACUAUGCUGAACCAUUGCAUCCCGACCACGCUGUUUCGGCCAUCCACGAUCAGUCGACCAACAUCCUUGCGAGGAGUCUCUACAACGGGCACGUCUUGGAACUACGGUCUUUCAAUCCGGUCAUAAGUAAAGCUAGACCUCGUGGAUUGGAUGGUUCAGAGAUAAUCAGGAUAUUCUUCCCUGAACGACUACGUCCUCUAGCUCAAGCAUGUAUAACAGUCUCCAAAAGAGAUAAAAGGCUUUUCGUCUUAGUUGUUUCUCAAGCGAACGUCAUCUACAGAUUGAAUUUCCCUCUUGGAACGUUCCGAUCUGGUACUGAGGACAGGUUCGUCUUCACCACGAAGGGGAAUGACGAUUGGUAUGAGGAAUGGGAAGUACCAGAAGAUGUCGUAGGAGCAUGUAGUGGCAUCAGUGCUUGGACUACUUUAGAUGAGAAUACCAUAGUCUUAGGAGGAGGUGACGGGGGAAUAGUGAGGGUGACUAGGUCUGGAUACUGGUCAUCAGAUUCUGGCCGGUGGAUUGCUACCCACCACAGAGCAUCUUCAAGACUCCGUCUUCCUUCCCUCUUCUCCCGUUCUGCUAAUACAGACGAACAAAUCAUCUCAUUCGCUCAAUAUCACCAUCAUGAUCAUAUCCGAGUCUUAUACACACUCUCUCGAGAUCGAAAAUUGAGGACAUGGAACGCUUCGACCGGCGCUUGUCUUAGAACAGUAGACGUUAGAUUCACAUCGCAAGAAUUGAUAGUCAGAGGUUCUCAGGAUGGUUCCAGCUCAACUAUCAUCGAAGAUGGUUCGGUAAAUAUGAUUCGUGUUAUACCUCAUCCAUCUUCCGCUUCACGUUAUUCUCACCUCGUCAUUGCCUUCGCAUCGACACCAUAUAGCUCAUCUUCUGCGGGGGCUUUCGUUGUGUAUCGAGCUUCCACCUCGAGCCAUAGCGUUAGCGAUCUGUCACCCGCUGGAGACAAACCUUGUUCAUCAGCUUCUGCCGGCGCUGAAUUACGGGGCUUCCAAAUCUUACCUCCAGUGAAGGCGGAAGGAAUAGAUGGUGGAUGGAAACUAUGGGCUACAUGGGAUAAGAAAGGGUCGACGUUCUGUGAGACCCUCACCAUGGACGAUAUAUUCCAAUUCACCACCUAUAUCGAAACGAACGAUGCUCUUCUACUAUCGGAAUGGCAGCAAGUGACCUCAUUGAACGAUGAAGAGAAUUUCGACGCAGCAUAUUUCGAUAAUAUCCUUAGCUCUGAUCCACCCAAUCCAGCUGAUCCAGAAGAUAAUGGAGAUAUCCCCGCUGCGUUCAUUCAACACUUGUUUCACCCCGGUCGAUUCUCCAUACUCACCCUUACAACAGCUCUGGAAGACUAUAUACAUCAGCUCUCCCGAAAGAAUCAGGCUCAACAGAUUGCUACUUCCUUUGCAUCGUUGUCGAAAAGGUUCGGCGGCGUAGUAGGAAGUCAAAUCGAGAUGGAGUACAGCCCUCAGACAGGUGCACCGGUAGUGGACGCUUAUAGAAAGAAGUUGAAAUUAGAUUGGCUGGGAGUAUGGUCCAACGUCCGUGAUCUCGACAAACAAGCUAGAUGGCCGAUCACUACCGCAUUACUCGAUAAUGAUCUGCUUGUCCUGACUCGAGAGGGUGUUUCCACCUCUGUACCGACCGAUCUAGUAGGAUUAGUGGACAGAUUAGGUAAAUCCGAAAUCGAUCCAAAUCAAUUCUUACAGUUAUCUGAAGGUGCUGUACGAAGAUUGUACCCUGCUCUCGCUCCGCCAAAAGCGCGAACUUCAGCUAUUGCCGUUUCGAUGGCUGGAUCGUUCAUCAGCAGUAUAUUGAAAGGUCAAGACGCUACGGAAGACACUGGUACUGCUUUGGAUGAUUUUGUCAAUACAACUGCUGAAAGGCUUGCGACGGUUACUCAUGAACCCCCUGAAACGAUCGCCGGAGGUAUAUGGGACGAUUUUGUUGAGGAAUCGCUUGCUGAGGAAGAUCGAGUAUCUGUCAGGCGUAUAUUAUCGGAGAGUUCUUCAAUCACUCGAGGAUUGGAUGAAUCCCUCAAUAUCCUACAACAAGCUUCUUUCCCUCUCUCAGCAUCCACUCUCGACGAACUCAGCUGGUCCGGAUCAGGUAACGCUCUUCUCACUUCGAACAUCGCUCAAUUCAUCGAAUCUCGCUUCAACCUCGCUCGAAACGUACUGCUUGUCACUUUCUUCCAUACGUUCGAAUCUCGUGACCAUUCAUACGAAGAUGACGAGGGUGAAGAACUGAUCGAGAUCCUUGCUAGAGCUCUGGUGAUAUUCCAUCGUUAUAAAGUCCUAAAAUGGGUAUGUGAUCAGACAGGAGAAGAAGCCAGAGAGCGAAGUAAGACAAAACGAUCAAAUAAGAGGAAAGUCAAUGGAGGAGAUGAUGUCUUGGCUGAGGGUUUCGGAAGCUUGAGAAUGAAAGAAGGUGAAGAAGAUCAAGGAUUAGAUUCGGACAUGUACGAUAUUGGAUAUUCACUCGUUCAUUCUUUACUUGCAAGACAAACACCUCAGUCAGUCACAGCUGGAGCUAUCGACCGAUUCCUUGAGACUACCUCUGCCUUCGUAUCUGGUAUCAACAUGGUCGAGGCUGAUCAGACGGAUGUCGGAGCUCGAAAAUCCGAUCUUCAGCUUGGAUAUAGGAUAUUGAUAGAUGGACAUGCUCAACUUGCUGGCGCUUUUACCGAUAUGUACCCCCUCUCUGCGGGGAUAGCGUAUGUCAAAGGUAGAGCAUAUUUGGAGUGUGGUGUGAUAGAAGAAGCUGUUAAAUUUUUGGAGAAAGCUGCUGCUGGAUGCAAAGAUGGAUCGCUUUCACCGAUAUUGCCUUCUACAUCUGGACCCAACGGACUCAGCGAGUACUACCGCCAUGUAUGUCGUGUGUUCGAUGAUCAAGGUGCGGAUGAACCCGUAGUAUACUUCGGUCAGCUUGCUAUACAGUCAAAUAAAGAGGAUAUCGCCUCGACCAAAGACCUGUGGACAAAGGUUUUCUUAGCUAGUAUCGCGCUUGGAAGGUACGAAGAUGCAUACUCAACUUUGACAAGUUUACCAUUCUUGGAUCUGAAACGAGACUUCCUUGGUCAACUCAUCUCGGUGAUGUGCGAGAAUAACGAAGUGGGACGACUCAACUCCUUAGGAUUCAUCGGUUUCCAGAAAGAUGUCGAGGAGAUGUUACGAUUCAAAGCUAGGAAUUCUGAUCCACUUAGAUUCCCUAACUACUACAAGGUGUUGUAUUCAUGGCAUAUCGCUAGGGGAGAUUACAGGAGUGCUGGUGAGAUCAUGUAUCUCCAGGGAAGACGGUUUGCCGAAGGCAAGAGCUCGAAAAUCCCCGCAUUCGAAUUAUCAGCUAUGCAAGCCAGGAGUUACCUCGCGGCUAUAAAUGCUCUUUCAUUGGUUGAGAAACGUAAUGCAUGGGUUUCGGUCCCUGGAGCACCAAGUAAAGCUUUACGUGGGAUUAAACGAAGAAAAGUAUCUAGUUAUAUACCGGAAGAAGAGUUUACGAAGGAGAAAAGACCGGUUGAUAUCAUCUCGCUUGCCGAUAUCGAGAUGGAAUAUACACUUGUUCUAUCUCAGUUGAGGCUGUCGAGUCACAUACCAGAUCUGCAUGAACACGGUGUUACCGUCUCUCCGCAAGAGGUAGUCGGCUUGUUCAUCCAAAGAGGCAUGUUCGACAUCGCCCAAUCGGCUGCAUCGUCCUUGCAGGUGGACAUGACAGACUUGUUCCAAGCUCUUGCAGCGAGAUGUGUAGAGUUAUCCCGCCUAUCCGAGCAUCAUGGUGAUUUCUCUGCCGCGACGUUCCUACAAUCGUCGCCUAUUACCGCACGUCUCCGAGGUUCCCCGUCAGCUUUAUCCAUCAAAUAUCUCCAAACCGCUUUAUCCCGACAUGAUUCGUCUAGGACGAAUUGGAAGUACCGACAAGCUGUGGCUGAUACAUUGUUUGAGAUGAACAAAGAUAAGAAGAAAGGAUGGCAGAUGCCUGUAUGGCUAUCACAGUGGGAGAUGGACAGAGAUCCCGAAGCUUGGAUUGGUAAAGCGCUGAAAUACGGUUCGGUGGAAGAAGCUUUAGGAUGGACUAUCGAUUUGGUGAGAAAGGCAACACCACCUGAAUUGCUGCCCAAAGGUAAAUCCCACGUUUCCAACCUCCCUUACAACCUUAUAGAUAGAGUUUUGGCUGCCUCGGAGGAAGGUGAUGAGAAAGAAGAAAAGAACGUACAGCAGAAAGCGAAGGUAUUAAGGGAAGAGGUGCAAAGAAGGAUAAAAGGUUUAGAGAAGGUGUAA
This is a messenger RNA of Kwoniella botswanensis, 4407 nucleotides long. RefSeq lists its product as uncharacterized. NCBI's taxonomy places the organism in Eukaryota, Fungi, Basidiomycota, Tremellomycetes, Tremellales, Cryptococcaceae. Gene Ontology annotation, cellular component: nuclear pore. The transcript is spliced from 9 exons. Gene Ontology annotation, molecular function: protein binding; structural constituent of nuclear pore. The record is from RefSeq and is a predicted model, not a curated record. Bases 1 to 4407 code for a protein of 1468 amino acids.